CACAACGGUUCUAUAACUUUUCCAUUCCCCGAAAUAACCCCAAGGCCCACUCCGAAGGUCUCUGAUCUCUCUCUUAUCUUCCUACUUGGGUCGUCCGCUCCUACCCUCCAUUAUUCUCCACACUCUUGGGUCGGGGUUUGCAGAACCACGUUCGGGACGAACCCAAGGUUUCCAGAUUUGGCCAUUUCUCAAGAUCGGCUAUCUCUAGGGUUGGAGUUUUCGUUUUGGGGGCGGCGGCCAUGAGGGUUCAUCCGGCUCCCAAGAAGCGGAACAUCACGUUCCGGUACGACGUCGGCGCCGCCCUCUUGGCGGCUGAUGCGGUCGUGCUGGGCCGGCAGAAGAAGCUCCGCCGCCUGCCCCACAUCUUCAGCAAGGUCCUCGAGCUUCCCCUCGCCGCCGAAGCCGACGUCGCAGUCCACGAGGGUCCCGACGACUUCCGCUUCGUCGCCGCCGCCGGUGACCUCGUCGGCGGAACCUUCCGGGCUCACGCAGUUCGGAUCCACCCCGGCGUGAUGAAGGUUGUGGUCCGGGGCGAUGGGCCUGCCGGCAGCGGCGGGGACGCUGGCCGGGACCUGGACGGCCUCGAGUUCGACCGGUGGAGGUUCCGGCUCCCGCCGAGCACCAGGCCGGCGCUGGCUACCGCCAAUUGCAUCGAUGGAGAGCUCGUGGUGACCGUUCCGAAGGCCAAGGGCUCUGAUGAUCCUGAUGAGGAGGAGGGGGAGGAGGAGGAUGGGGGAGGAGCAAAGCUGUGGGGUCAAGAGGAGAAAGGGGGUCUCAGAGGCAAUGGAGGCAUGGACCGGCUUGUAGUUGUACAGUAAUAUGCUUCACUUUUCUUUAAAGAUAAAGAUGGUUCUUUUGGAUCAUGGUUGAACUAUUUGUCAUAUUUUCAGUUCAAUUGAAGAGUCUUUCCUGUAAGUAUAUAUAGUGUUUGUUGUGGUUACUUUGCAAUUAGCUAGUCAAGUUCAUUCUUUUGACCUCAUUGCUCUGUCAAUGAAGUGGGGAAUUCUUGAUGCCCAUCUGCAUUGAACUGGUGGCGCUUGGUUGUCAAAUGGAAGCAUUUGUAUAUAUAUUGAAUUUGGGCUUCAUAAGAGAAGUUUGGAUGUGAUUUAGUUCACUUUCAUGUCCCAACUAGAACUCCUGUAUGUUCAGUUUUGAUGUUGACUUGAUUAAUACCGGUUGUCUA
Molecule: messenger RNA, 1183 nt
Organism: Elaeis guineensis (African oil palm)
Lineage: Eukaryota; Viridiplantae; Streptophyta; Magnoliopsida; Arecales; Arecaceae
Source: RefSeq, a predicted model, not a curated record